Messenger RNA from Tigriopus californicus, 1797 nucleotides. RefSeq lists its product as uncharacterized. Gene Ontology annotation, molecular function: protein binding. The record is from RefSeq and is a predicted model, not a curated record. Bases 17 to 1282 code for a protein of 421 amino acids. NCBI's taxonomy places the organism in Eukaryota, Metazoa, Arthropoda, Copepoda, Harpacticoida, Harpacticidae. The transcript is spliced from 4 exons.
UUAGAAGUGUUGAAUCAUGUGGAGGGUGGCAAGAGAACUCUGCGUUCCCACCGUGUUCAUCUUGUCCCUAUGGAUAAAUAUUUCUCAUACGAAGACUUUUACUAGUUUCGGGGUCCGUUUUCCGGACUCAUGCAAAGGAUUUGUUCCUAUGGAGGAUACAAACACUAACUGCAUUUUCUGCUCUACCAUGUGUCUCAUUCAGUUUCAAAAGAAGGACACUCUUCAAUCGGAAAACCAAGGAGUCAUGAUCCACAGUUCAGGCACGCAAUGCAUGCAGAUCAAAAUUGAGAAUGGUCAAGUUACUUGCCUUGAUUCUGAUUUUCUGAGUGAAGAGACAAUGAUCAUUGUGAACAGAGACCUCAUGACAUCCAUGACUCUAAAAAAAGAACCUUACACCCCCAUGCUUUUGGGAGGCGUGCUGAAACUUGCUCCAGUUAGUGAUCCCCAAGACUCAUUACCCACAUUUUUUGUUCCCGACGCCCCAUUCGCAAUUGGCUUAAGCAAUCACCUGGCGAUAAUUAACCGUGGAUUAAUGGUAUGUGGGACGUCUCUUGGAUUAUGCUUCCAUUGGGCUUUCCGAGAAAAGACGUGGAAAGGAUUCCCAGGUCCGAAAGAACAACAUUUCACGGGCGCCAUGGGUUUUCUAGAAGGUCAGCCAAUCAUCGUUGGAGGUCGAAAGGCCGAUGGAACAACAACGGAUAAGUCAGAACUUUUUGACCCUCUAACUUAUUUGUGGACUGAUGGGCCCAAGUUGUCUCUGCCUCGACGUUUGAUGAGCCUGGUUCAAGUCAACUUCACCACCAUUAUUGUGGUGGGGGGAUUCGGUAAUCAAAUAGAAAGCAAUACGGAUCUGCUGUCGGCUGGAGAUACUCGAUGGACCAAACUGGAGGAUAGGCCGGAACCUGUUUAUAAAUCAUGUUGCGGGGUGGUCGUUUUAGGCGAUGGUAGAAGAGGGGCUUUAUCCAUUGGAGGGGAUGCUGGCGGGCUCUCUUCAAAGACAUUUUUUUUGGACUUUGGAUCAAUGACUUGGUCGUACUUGGCAUCUUUCAAUUUACCAUUGCCUUCAUACGGUGGCUCUCUUUUUCAAACGGACGCGGAAAUUCACUUUAUGCCUUUAUGUGAAAUCGAUUUUCAAACUGAAGUGUUAAAACUUUAUGUGAGGAGAACCGAUGGGCUGAAUGAAUCUUGGGAACUGAGGCCUUAUCCUUACGGAGAGUUCACAGUUAUAACUCUUGCGAACCCACUGACCCCAUUAAUUUAUGUAAUGCCCAACAAUGACUAGAGACAAGAAACCAUUUUGUUUUGGCGUUGAGGGAAAUUCCAGACGUUUGUCAAGACUAGUCUAUCUUGAAGUAGUGACUUUUUAUCUUAAGUCACAUGCUCAAUGUUGUACAGUUUUGAAUGCGAAUUGUUGUCUGAGAACAAGUUCACCCAACAAGAAGAAUAUCUGUUGUGCACAAAACUAGUUUUGACAAACGUCUGGAAUUUACACUCAACGCCAAAACAAAGUGUAUUUCCUGUUCCUUGUAAUGACACUCUCUGAUUGUUAGAUAUAAUUUCUGAACCGUCAAACUUUUUUUCAUCAAGCCUAAUCGCUUACACUUCCGCUUCCUUGUUUAAGCGCAACUAGAAGGUUGUUGAUUCAUGAAAAGUUGCUUUCUUUCGCAUCAUUUUCACUCUCUUCUAAGCCAUAUGAAAACCAAACACUUUUGUUGGAAGCGUUGUUCAGUGCCUUUUUUCUUUUAUGCCCAAAAGAUCCAAAAUCGUAAAAGAAAUAAAUAGUUCCUAUGUGUGCUA